UCGAUUUUAGCCACUAUUUUCCCAGUAUUCGAUUUUCAAUGAACCUUUCUGUAGAGACACAAAAGCGUGGUUCAGUAUGGAAUAUUGAUCAACGCAAGACCUUUCGGAUUAGUCGUACUUGAGCCUACACAGUACCUGUAAGAUUACAAGAUUACGACAACCUCAGCUCCGCGCCAAGUUCAACGGCUCACAAACACCAAGACAAAUGGCUUGUACAUGCAAAGAUGCAGAGAUAUGCCCAGAAAAUGCCAAGGGGUGCAGCUUAUACCUUCGAUAGGAAGGUCAUGAUGGAUGGCAUCAACGACAAAUGCAUGGUACGAAUGGCGAGUGACGGCACCUGGUCGCCACCAGCAACCAUGAGUUAUAUAAACGGCAUGCGUCUGCCUUCAAUAUAGCCCUGCAGCUCUACAGGCAUACUCUGCAGGUUCCAUCGCAAACAUGAAGUUGCUCACUAUUGCGGCCGCACUCUCUUCGCUGGCUUCGGCCGCUUCCUUCAGCAAGGAGGAGUAUGAGUCUGGUCAGGUCAUGGCAUGGAUGAUGGAGGCGAAGGAGUCUGCAUGGGCCGAACAGAAGGCAGCGGGUAAUUACAAUAGCAGGAAAUGGAACGGCUGGAACAAGCACAGAGGGGGCCGUGACAAGGUUGCUUGCAAGAAUGGCUACGCCGUGGCUGUCAAGGGCGACCCUGACCAGACCUACAAGUGCAAGGACAUCGACAUGUACGAUUUCAAGACUCAUGAGGAGCUGGGCAGCCCGGAAGGUGAAGGCUCUGGCUCGUGGGGCUGGUCGCACAAGGGCCGCGACUUUUACGCAAUCGGCCAGACUGAUGGCACUGCUUUCAUUGAGAUCACCAAGCAGGGACGGAUUGUGUACCUUGGACGUCUUCCCCAGCAGUCUGUCCCAGUCAUCUGGCGUGAGAUCAAGACCGCUGGCAACUACCUGAUUGUCGGCUCUGAGGCUGUCGAUCACGGUGUCCAGAUCUUCGACCUUCGCAAGCUCCUCAAGGUCAACCCUAAGAGGCCCCAAGUCUUCUCCACUACCAGGGACUUGACGGGCUUCUGGAACGAGCUCCCCAUCGGGCGAUCCCACAAUGUGGUCGUCAACGAGGAGAAGAACUACGCCGUUGCUGUCGGCGCUCAGCCCCGUAAUGACACUUGUGCUUCUGGGCUAAUUUUCAUCAAUAUUGAUGACCCCUCCAAGCCUUACUCUCCCGGAUGCGCUCCUCAGGACGGAUAUGUGCAUGAUGCACAGUGCAUUGUCUACCGUGGCCCCCACAAAAAGUAUUUCGGACGUGAUAUCUGCUAUGGAUACAAUGAAGACACCCUCACUAUCUACGAUGUCAGCAACAAGAACGGAAAGAACGCCUCAAGGAUCAUCUCUCGUACGCCGUACGUUGGUGCUUCCUACACUCACCAGGGAUGGGUUCUCGAUCCCAACUGGCAAACACAUCUUAUCCUCGAUGACGAGCUCGACGAGGGCGAGAUUAAUGCCACUCGCACUGCUCCAGACAGCCCGGCCAAGGAUGGAUUCCCUGUAACCUACAUCUUCGACAUCACCAAUCUUGAGAAGCCUGUGAACACUGGAUACUACAAGUCUUCCGUGCGAUCAGUCGACCACAACCAGUUCGUCUACAACGGCUUGGCCUACCAGUCUAAUUACCAAGCUGGUCUCCGCAUCCUCGACGUCAGCAGCAUUCCUGAGGACCCUACUGGUGGCAGCGUGGAGGAGAUUGCUUACUUCGAUACUUACCCCACUGAUGACAAUCUUCCUGGUGGCGGUCAGGCCCUCUGGAACGGCGGCACCUGGAGCCACUACACUUUCCCCAGUGGUUGGAUCGCUAUCAACACCAUUGAUCGUGGUGUUUUCACCGUCCGUCUCAACAAGUUCCCUGGAAAGGGAUACGGGAAACGAUGGGUUGACAGGAGCCUCGAGGGUUGAGCUUCAAACUUGUAAAUAGUGUCAAUUCUUCAUAAAAAUAGCACGAAAAUGUAUGUGUAAGCUCAC
Messenger RNA from Aaosphaeria arxii CBS 175.79, 2001 nucleotides. RefSeq lists its product as uncharacterized. Lineage: Eukaryota; Fungi; Ascomycota; Dothideomycetes; Pleosporales. Bases 439 to 1935 code for a protein of 498 amino acids. The transcript has 3 exons. Gene Ontology annotation, cellular component: extracellular region. The record is from RefSeq and is a predicted model, not a curated record.